UUCACUUCCGGUCGGUGUUUUCAACAUGUGAGAGAUGUCUUCAGCCACUCAGGAGGUAACUCUGAUCGGUCUGUGUGAUGGGGAGCUCGACUCUAAGAGACACCGGUCCUCUUAUCUGACAAACAAAGUCGGGGGUCACCCGGACUGGUCCCCGGUCAUCUCCCGGCAGUCUCCCCGCUGCAGUCGCUGCGGAGCCCCGUUAUUACACGUGGUUCAGGUGUACUGCCCUCUGGAGGCUUCACCCUACCACAGAAACCUCCACCUGUUCGCGUGCCCAGGUGCCGAGUGCAGCGGCAGGUCAGACAGUUGGAAGGUGCUCCGCUCUCAGUGUCUGGAGGAGGCGGCGGCAGCGCAGACAGCCAGCCGGCCUGUCACGGCUCAGGAGGCUCCUCUGUCGGCCACUGACUGGUGUGACACCGCUGAUGACUGGGGGAUGGAGGAGGAGGAGGAGGAGGAUGGAUGGGGAGGAGGUGUGAAGAAGAUCAGCCAGGUUCAAGAGGAGGCAGCAGCUCCUGAGGCACAGGCCGGUGAGAUGGACGUCAGCAGUCGGCUUCAGGAUCUAAAUCUUGGAGAGACACAGGAGGAUGUUCCUGUCCUCCGCUCAUUCUUCAUCAGUGUGGAGGAGGAAUCAGAUCUUGGUGGAGAGGAAGACGACCUGCGGCACGUUCAGCAGCUGCUGAGGGAGUAUGAGAGGAGAGAGGGCGUGGCUGUAGGAGAGCUGGAGGACAGUGAGGGCGGCGGCGGGGAGGAGAAGUACGAGAAGACACGUGCCAGACACGGAGAUGCUGUCUUCUCCAGGUUCAUGAAGAAGAUCUCGCUCUGUCCUCAGCAGAUCCUGCGGUACUGCCGCAGCGGGAAACCACUCUUCAUCACUGAGCCGCCGGCCAACAUGGCUCAGGUGGUGUCGGUGUGCGGCUCCUGUGGGGGAUCCAGGACGUUUGAGCUGCAGCUGAUGCCGGCUCUGGUCAGUCUGCUGCGGAGGGAGGGCGGCAGCGCUGAGGCAGAGCUGGAGUUCGGGACGGUGCUGGUUUAUACGUGCACAAACAGCUGCUGGACGGCAGGAUCAGGAUCAGCUGUGGAGGAGUUGUGCUUCGUUCAGGCAGACCCAGACCAGCUGCUCUUUAAAUGACGGGACAGGUUCAAAAUGAGUUGCUGUGAUUCAUUCAUCAAAUCAGACAAGUAUUAAAAAAAAUGAACAGAUGAGUUUACACAGGAUUUCAACUGGAUUGUGUGGCCUACAGAGAGUCACUAGUGCCUUAAAUGUGCUGCUGCAUGAUAUGUUGGAAAUGUGCGGCCAUCACUGCUGUUCUGUUGUGAUAACAAAGCUGGUUUACAGAAGAUAUCUGGUUAAAUUGUCUAUUUCUCGAGAUAGCGAUCACUUUUCACGAGAAAAUGACUUGUAUUCUCUGAAGAUGACAAAAUAAAUAUGGAGGAC
Messenger RNA from Epinephelus moara (kelp grouper), 1435 nucleotides. It is a transcript of the gene pdcd2l, whose product is annotated as programmed cell death 2-like. The coding region runs from base 35 to 1129 and encodes 364 amino acids. The transcript is spliced from 2 exons. Gene Ontology annotation, cellular component: cytoplasm. NCBI's taxonomy places the organism in Eukaryota, Metazoa, Chordata, Actinopteri, Perciformes, Serranidae. The record is from RefSeq and is a predicted model, not a curated record.